AUGCAGUAUCACGGACAGUGCCUCGUUGACACAGCAGCCACCGGGAAACUGCUUUACGCCAAUGUUAGCCUGAGUUUCUGGGCCGGAGUCGAUUCCCAGACCGGAGAGAUCAUUGACCGCCAUCAUCCACUCCACGGACAAUCCGUCAACGGUCGCAUAUUGGCCAUUCCGUCCAGCAGAGGAUCAUGUACGGGCAGUAUUGUGAUGAUAGAGCUCUUGUUGAAUAAAUGUGCCCCCGCCGGACUCAUCUUCCAAGAGCCAGAGCAGAUCAUCACACUAGGGGUCAUCGUGGCCAAGACACUCCUCGACCUGUCCAUUCCGGUACUUGUCCUCAAACCAGAGGAAUUCCAAUCGCUAAAAGAACAUACAUACGCUACAAUUACAGGGCCAACCCUCCAGACCGGAGAGCACCCUCUCCCACCACCCAUCUACGAAGCACCUUCAUCGCCCCCAUCAAAGACCCUGCACCUGUCCGAAACUGACCAAGCAAUCCUCCAUGGCGCCCGAGGAGCAGCCGCCCAAAAAGCGAUGGAGGUCCUCCUGAGCUUCGCCCAGAUUCAAGGCGCAACGAGGCUCAUCGACAUCUCCCGCGCCCACAUCGACGCCUGCAUUUACACCGGCCCCGCCAGUCUGCGGAUCCCGCAGACCUUCCUGUCUCUGGGCGCUCGCGUCGCCAUUCCGACCACGCUCAAUGCCAUCUCCAUUGACCGACGCCGCUGGAGGGAAAUCGGCAUCAAAGAAGAACUGGCAAUUCCCGCCGACCAGCUGGCGGAAACCUAUCUGGCCAUGGGCGCGCGACCUGUCUUUACCUGUGCACCGUACCUGCUGGAGUCUGCCCCCACGGCAGGACAGGAUAUCGGCUGGGCCGAGUCCAACGCGGUGGUAUUUGCGAAUAGUGUGCUUGGGGCGCGGACGCAAAAGUAUCCCGAUCUGAUCGAUGUGUGUAUUGCGUUGACGGGGAGGGCUCCUUUGGCAGGCGGCCAUGCGGAUGAAGGCCGGACGCCGUCGGUGGUGGUUGAAGUCGCGGGUUUGCCGAAUAUGGAUGACGCGGUAUGGCCGCUGUUAGGAUACCAAAUUGGUCAGCUGGCUGGGGGAGAUAUACCCUUGAUUGUCGGGUUGGAGCACACAAAGCCUCGUAUUGCGGACCUUAAAGCUUUUGGAGCUGCUUUUGCGACCACGGCAUCCGCCUCAAUGUUCCAUAUACAAGGUGUGACUCCAGAAGCGACCAAGUUCGAAGGGAUAGAGCAAUCAGCGAAGCGGCAGGUCGUGCACGAAUCCGACCUCGUGCGGACGUGGGAAGAACUGAGCACCGCUAAGGACUCGUCAGUUGGGCUGGUGUCUUUGGGGAAUCCUCACUUCUCGCUAGAAGAAUUUGAAUCGCUCUCCCGCCUGUGCGCCGACCGCAAGAAGGAACCCUCGGUGCAGAUGAUGAUAACAACCGGUCGAGAGACCUACGAGCUCGCGGCUAGCAACGGUUAUAUUCAAACACUGGAAGCAUUUGGUGCAACCGUCAUUACUGAUACCUGCUGGUGCAUGAUCCGAGAGCCGGUAAUACCUCCAGAGACAAUCAAUCUUAUGACGAAUUCAGCCAAGUAUGCGCAUUAUGCUCCAGGAAUGGUGCAGCGAGGGGUGCAUUUUGGAAGCCUAGCGCAGUGUGUGGUGGCCAGCUGCACGGGCUAUUUUGGUGGAGGGCCAUCAUGGAAGCAAGACUGUACAGCAUGA
Molecule: messenger RNA, 1722 nt
Organism: Aspergillus pseudoviridinutans
Lineage: Eukaryota; Fungi; Ascomycota; Eurotiomycetes; Eurotiales; Aspergillaceae
Product: aconitase family protein
Exons: 1
Coding region: 1-1722 (573 amino acids)
Source: RefSeq, a predicted model, not a curated record